Messenger RNA from Lepisosteus oculatus (spotted gar), 3709 nucleotides. RefSeq names its product sphingosine-1-phosphate receptor 4 (gene s1pr4). Lineage: Eukaryota; Metazoa; Chordata; Actinopteri; Semionotiformes; Lepisosteidae. Gene Ontology annotation, biological process: regulation of metabolic process; adenylate cyclase-activating G protein-coupled receptor signaling pathway. Gene Ontology annotation, cellular component: plasma membrane; cytoplasm. Gene Ontology annotation, molecular function: sphingosine-1-phosphate receptor activity. The record is from RefSeq and is a predicted model, not a curated record.
ACGAGUAACAUGAAUAACAUGAUUUUAAUGGGGAAGAGAGAACAUAUUUUUUUUGGGCGACCAUACCAAAAAAAAACAAGAAGUGGUCACUUAUUUUAAUGAUGUAGGUUUCAGUCGUGGGGUAUACUUAACUGCUUUUGUCAGUGCAAAUUUGGACUUUUCUGUUUCCAGUCUCAGUGCAGGAUACUAAAGAGUAAACUCAAUUUUAUCCAAACAAACAGUCUGAUUACAUUUGCACAAUGAAUGCAAUUAAUGUACUCAGACUUGGGGGAUAACUGAAGCCCAACACUGGAAAAUGAAGAUAAAGUGCACUGCAUUGGACCCCUGCUGCACCUCCUAAGUUGGCCUGUCCUGCAGGGCAACUACAGAGAAGACGAGAAGAGCAGGGUGUGUUAGCCUGAGCCGGAAACCAGCCAGGAGUUGCACACCUGAAUGGCCAUGGCGGUCUUCCGCUCCCUGAGCUCUGCCAGCUCCUGCCAGGAGACGUACUCCUGGACUAACGGCAACGUCAUCCUGCAGCACUACAACUACACGGGCCGGCUGGCGCGGAGGCGGAGCGAGGACGGGGGCAUCAGCGGGGUGAAGAUCGGCUUCACCUUCAUCAGCACCUGCAUCGUCCUGGAGAACCUGGUGGUGCUCCUGGCCAUCCUGUUCCACAUCCGCUUCCGCAGCUGGGUGUACAUCUGCAUCGUGAACAUCACCCUGAGCGACCUGCUGGCGGGCAUCGCCUACGUGGUCAACCUGUGCCUCUCCGGGAACAUGACCUUCCAGCUGACCCCCAGCCUGUGGCUCUUCCGGGAAGGCGUGCUGUUCGUGGCCCUGGCAGCCUCCAUCUUCAGCCUGCUGCUGACUGCCGUGGAGCGCUACGCCACCAUGAUGAAGCCCCUGACUUACAAGACCAAACGGAAGACCUACCGCGUCUACGCCUUCGUGCUGCUCUGCUGGGUGGCCGCCUUCGUCAUCGGCUUCCUGCCCCUCCUGGGCUGGAACUGCCUGUGCCAGUUGGACAACUGCUCCACCCUCCUCCCCCUCUCCUCCAAGAGCUACAUCCUGUUCUCCGUGGUCAUGUUCAGCCUCAUCCUCAUCGGCAUCUGCUUCCUCUACAUCUCCAUCUACUGGCGCGUGAAGACCAGCACUGAGAAGACCUCCACGCGCAGCCGGCUGAAAUCCAUCCGGCUCCUCAAGACCGUCAUCCUGAUCAUGGGGGCCUUCAUCGUCUGCUGGAGCCCCCUCUUCAUCCUCCUGCUCAUGGAUUUCUUCUGCGAGUCCCACCAGUGCGACGCCCUCUACAGCAUGGACUGGCCCAUCGCCAUGGCCGUCCUCAACUCGGCCAUCAACCCCAUCAUCUACUCCUUCGGCAGCACGGAGGUGCGCAGGGCCGUUGUGAGCCUCCUGUGCUGCUGCUGCUUCAGGACCGGCCUGCUGGACCCCAACUCCAUCCUCUCCAAAGACACGGGGAACUCUUCCGAGAGCUCCCAUCGGCACAACAGCUUCCGCAACAGUUUCCGGAACAGAAUAGGGAGCACGAGCCCCACGCCCAGCAGCAAGCCCAAGAAGAUCCGGCUCAGCUCCACGACCUCUUGUCUGUCUGUGUCGAGUGCCUAGACAGCCAAGACAGAGGUGUCAUGGAAAUAGUGUGGUGUUGUUUCAUCCCACCAAGAUACGUGAGACUCUUGGUACUUGUGUGAAGUGUGUGGAUAUCAGUUAAAGAUAUUACAUUUGAUUAAACAUGAACUGACACUGUAUAUAAUGCAAAUCCCAAGCCAAUAGAGAUGUUCUCUGCUUAACAUUGCCCUAGGAAUGUUUUUAAGGUACGACCCAUCCCUUGAUUUAUGCUAGAAAAAGCAGAGGAAUGUCUUUUAAUCCUUUUUAGGAUUCAUAAGGUUGAGUGAAACAAUGCAAUGAUACUUAAUAAAAAAACUGACCUGUAGCUCCACCAGUUGAGGAGGUAACUCAUAGCUCAGGCUGGGACAUGUGAUCAUGGUGUCACGGGUUUGAGUCUCAGCUGCAUCACAGGCUGGCUGUGAGCGGGAUUCCCCAAGCAGGGCGUGGGAUGUUGCUGGAGGAAGGGAUGGGAUUGGUUGUCGAGGGUUAGCCGGCUGUGUCUUGAAGGCUGUCCAUGGAAUUAGCUCCCACAGCUAGGAUUGGCUGCUUGCCCCCAGCUCUUGGGGGGACUGCAGUAGCGCCAGCCAGAGAUGUACCGCUAGUUCAAUCUCUGCUCACCCACCUGCACAGCUCCUGCGACGACACACUGGGAGGUGUCGGAGCACUCUCAGCUCUGCAGGUGGUCACAGCCAAGGCGCAUGCCAGCGUGUCUGUCCUCGGCAGUACAGAAACUGCAGGCGCAAUGCCAAGCCAGGGGAUCACAGCGGGUGACUCCAACUUGAGCACAAAAGAAACGAUAAUGGACAGUACCAAAUAUUCUUGAAUCAGGUCUGCGCUAAUAAGAGAUGGCUUAGACUGCAGCUUCGCCACCAAAGCAAUCCCUCUACCACCGAAGUACAUUUCAGGUGCCCUUUAAGGUGAUGAACACAGAUUGGAAUGGUCUGUCUUCCCAUCCAGGGUGUACCCUGCCUGGCGCCUGUUGCAUGCUGGGAUAGGCUCCAGCUCCCCCCGACCCUGAACCGCAUUAAGCAGCUAGAAAAUGUAAGAGUGGAUGCAAUACUAACCAAACUCACAGCCUUCCUGGAACUCCAAGAGCAGAACACUCUGGAAUGGCAGAAAGUCCUUGUGCAACCAGACAACUGAAACAUCCUGCUAAAUGCCAGGAAGUCAGUGCAAACAGAACCGGGUUUUAUGUAAACUUUCCUGCAAAAAAAAAAAGCACUUUCUUUUGAAAUCUCAAGGUUCUUUUUUUUCUAUAAAAAACUUUACCAAAAUAAAAUGUCACAGGCUUGACACAGAGAAAGCCUCUGACAACACACUGUACAGCUGUGUUACAAACAGGAAAACACGCAACGUGCAAAUAGGAUUUCAGAAGAGAAAACACUGGAGAUCAGGACUCGUUUCUUGGAAGAUAUACAGUGUGGUGUACUUGGUUAACAGAAUUGCACUGAAAAACAAAGGAAGUCAUAUUAGAAGAGAAAUUCCUGAUCAGUCUUACGCUUUGAUGACAUAUUCGUAUUUCAGAAACAGGCAAUAAUCACCAUUUCCUAAGACUGGUGCACAAUUAUGCUUGCACUCCUAACAACUAUGAAAUAAUGUCUCGGGUUUCUUUGUAAAUCUUGAGUAACUCCAGCUCAGAACUGUCAAAGAUUUGAAAUAAGAGUACAUGGGACACACAUUAAUCAGAAAUUAAUCAGAAAUGCAUACUUCUCGACCUGUGGACUAAAACUUUUGUGGACUUUUACAACAUGUACAAUGAUAUUUAUGACAUUUUUAAAAUGUAUCAUGUCCCAAAAAAAAAACAUUGAAUUAUAAAAACUGCUAUAAAAAAGUACUAUAAAAGUGCUUACAAUCUUUGACAUCCGUGUGCAAUUCAAUGUGCUGUAUGCAAAUGUAUUCUGUUUUUAGCAUCUGUAAUAUUUCAUACCCCUAUGUUAGCAUUAUAAGAAAGUAUUGUAGCAACUGAAUGUAUCAUUUUAUUAAUGUUUUUUUUUCAGAUGUUUCAAGAAUUAAAUUCUAUAAUUCUCAGAGCUUGUUGCAAAGUAGUUGUACUAAACUGAGUUACACUUUAAAAAUAAUAAACAAUAAAAUAAACUAUUUUGUG